UAUGCUCGCCACUAUAUAAAGCAGCCCUUCCGUCAAACUACGAUACGCGCACACACUCAGUUUUUACUUGCUCUGAGUGUCAUCCGAGUGUUAUUAGCUUCCAAAUCCAAAGUUAGAGCAGACGCAAUCUCAGUACUUGAAACCCAAGAGACAUGAUGAAGUUGGUGGUGAAAUUGGAUCUACAUGAUGACAGAGACAGGAGCAAGGCCAUGCGAGUAGUUUCUGGUUUUGGAGGGAUUGGGUCUCUGAAUAUGGACACGAAGGACAACAAACUAACUGUAUCCGGCGAAUUCGACCCGGUCAAGGUGGUGAACAAACUGAGGAAAUCUUGGCACACAGAUAUUGUGAGUGUCGGACCGGCCAAGGAAGACGGCGGCAAGAAAGACGAAGGCAAGAAAGACGAGGGCAAGAAAGAUGAAGAUCAAGUCGCCAAUCUCGUAAAAGCCUAUCAAGCAUACUAUUCUAGGCCGCUUACAUAUCACUACGUGCCUUACGAAGAAACCCCAAAUUGUGUCAUAUGUUAAAAUUCCUUGUGCUUCCAGACCAAAUCAGGGCUUGGUUUGUGCACUGCAAAGGAUUGUUGAUUAUGCCUUAUGAACACAAGAACAAGUGGAAUACCUUUUUUUGCA
Syzygium oleosum is the source of this 629-nucleotide messenger RNA. Its product is annotated as heavy metal-associated isoprenylated plant protein 39-like. Bases 153 to 524 code for a protein of 123 amino acids. Gene Ontology annotation, molecular function: metal ion binding. The record is from RefSeq and is a predicted model, not a curated record. NCBI's taxonomy places the organism in Eukaryota, Viridiplantae, Streptophyta, Magnoliopsida, Myrtales, Myrtaceae. The transcript has 3 exons.